Molecule: messenger RNA, 4169 nt
Organism: Porites lobata
Lineage: Eukaryota; Metazoa; Cnidaria; Anthozoa; Scleractinia; Poritidae
Source: the annotation of a GenBank genome assembly
AUGAGUGGACAAACGAACAAGCCGUUCAAGCAAAGAAAAAGUUUCUGUAAGCAGAACAAAAUUAUAUUUGGGGACUUUUUUGGCGCAAAAUGGUUUGGUGAAGGCGACGCGAUGUGCAUUGGCGGAAUAAUUCGUCACCCGUCAUCGCUUGAAAACAAAUACUUUUAUGCCUUGUUUUUGUCUCAUUGGCAGUUUUCGCUUUCUUUUACUAAUGUUUUGCUGUUUUGUGUUAAAUGUAGCCGCAAGGAAAAGAGAUUCCGAGUCUAUCGUCCGCCAAUACCCCGACAAAGUUCCGGUAAGGAAAAAUAUAUGUAAAUACAUGUGCGCUUAUGAAGUUAAACUUCCAUAAGCUUAACACUAAUGUCUGUUAUUGUUCCAGGUAACAAAAAACCUUGCAUUUUGAGGCACAAGCUGGUUAUUGUAGCUGCAACUAUAUUUAUUUUCCUGUUGCAUUCUUGGCCAUCGUUUAAGCUUAUAUAAUUUUAAAGAUGGUUUGUGCAUGUUUGCUCAAACAGUCUCGCGAAAUUAUACGUGGCAGAUCGCAGAAUCAUACCGUACUAAACAUUCUUGCCUCAGUAAGCGGGCAUUCGGUAGAGAGUGGAUUUAUCUAUAUUUGUUAGCGUUUCACUUAUGACAAGAAUUUUAUGUUGUACAUUUUAGUAACAUACUUUUUCUUGAUUUCAAAGGUCAUCGUGGAAAGACUCAAAACGGAAAAAAGUCUACCUGUUCUUGACAAAAUCAAGUAUUUAGUUCCAUCGGAUCUCACCAUGAGUAGCUUGUCAAGCAUAAUAAGGUAGGGUGGUUUUCGGCAGAGGGAUUUAAACAGAGGGGUGCUUCUGGCAAAUAUGGUACGGGUUUCCCAAGACAAAAAGAACCUAAAAUAUCUAUCAUAGGGUAGCAAGUAAAAUAACACUGGUAAACGGCUCAACAAGCUGCAGGCGGGAGGUUGCUAAGCACAAAAGAAUCCUAGAGUCGAAGAAUGCGACUUUAGCUUCUUGAGUGCUUAGCAAUCUUCCCAAGUGCAAGUAUAACUCAGUAGUACACACUGAGUAAUUUACCAUUUGUUUUAUGUCAUAAUCAAAAGAAGACAACUUUUUGCUCACAGAUAGCUGGGAAAUGACAUGGGUGCUGUCAUCUGCUCACCCUUUGCAUGUGCAAAUCACUCUUUGCAAAUUUUUGUCUUUCAAAACAAUCGUUUUGCUGAAUAAGUAGUCCUUCAAAGUGGAUUGAAAACAUUUUUCGUUAUGUUUAAUGGUAAACUUUCUCUCAGUAUUAAGACAAAAAUCUUGUCAACUCUGAGGUCUCCUACUGUAGAAUAUUAGAAAGUGACACGUAUGGCUUUGAGUGUUUGCUAGGUUUUGUAAUCAUUCUCCCAUUGGCAAAUAUAGUAAAUAGGUAAUUGACCAAUCAGAGCAUGCGCAGGGAGUGGUCAUAAUUUCUGUAGAAGGGGACUAUGGUAUGUUUAGAUGUUUUCCUUCAGAUUUUGGAACCCCCUCCUAACCCUUAUUAUUGUGGUAUUUUUCUCCUGGUUUCCCUCACUCCACAUCCACAACAAUGUACAAAAUACCAUGAUCCCUUCUCUACCACCACCAACCAAAUACCCUGGUUGUUCACCAAAUGAUUUACAAAAAGUUUCUAGAAAAUCCGUUUGGAAAAAAAAUAGAUAGAACAUGACUUUUUGAAUCGUAGUGCCAGCAGAACAUUUCCAGGAGCAACAGAACAUCUGAAAAGGUACUCCUGGUUUUCUGGGUGGAAUGGUCCCAAAUUUGUGUUCAGUUUCUUCAAAGCCAUCUUUGAUACCAAUUUCAGGCUUUCGUGGCCAUUUUUCAGUGAUUCAAGGACAAAAUUUACCAGGGCUGAAUUUUUUUUACCAUUUACCCAGACCAUGAAGGGACCGGUUUGCCCAUUUUGAUGGUUAUAAGACAUUACUGCAAUCACAAAAUUUACCCACAUUACUAAAAUUGUUUUAAGGCACUAGAUCUGCUAUGAGUGUGUUUCCUAGUCUCCCUCGCAGCUUUUUUUGUCUAGUCAUGCAAUGCUCUUCCGUGACAAACAGCAGCUCACAUUCAAACCACAUUCCUUUACAGUUUUUUUAUCAGCCUACAGAAAUGGCAAGUCAUAUAUCUGCUUAUUGACAUGUCAGUUUUUGAACAGAGUGAGCCCCCGUGAUCCAGUUGCGUCAGAUGGGAAGGGUUUUGUUUUGUUCUCAUAAAAGUUGAAUCAAAGAUAAAAGUUUUCCGUGGCGAAAACUGGAAAGCACUCUUUGCACUGAAAUAGAUGACCUUGAUGGGUACAAUGCUUGUUGGUAGAAAAGCUAAAUCACCAGUAAGUUUUCCAUUGCCGAAAUAUGUUUUUUAGCAGGAAACAGCUAAUUGUUAUACUAUCAGCAACAUUCAUCAGGUCUUGUCACAGUUGUAGAUGCAUGAGUCUCUAAAAAACAGCAUUCGAAUUGCAAGUAAAGAAAACAAAUACUGUGUUAAGUGGACAUCAAAUUCUAUUCCCAGCCUGGAUAGGUGGUCAAAUAUUCGAAGCAAAAACUACAAUCUAUAAAGACAAGACAAAUAACAGCUUUCUAGGAGACAACUCAACAGCACACGAUACAAUAGAAUGUGUGUAGUUAUUGGACGGCAUGUUAAAAGAUAUAAAUUUCCACAAAACAGUUCUAGAGAAGCAAAUUUUAUCUAUGACUUGCUCAAAAUCAGGGAAAGGAAAUGUGGUUUGAAUGUAAGCAGCUAUUUGUUUCAAACUGACCAUAUAACUUCAAAAAAGGAAUAUUAACCUUUACAAAAUCGCUCCCACCACUUCAACUUUUUGAAGGAAAUUCAUCAAAGUAUAACUUGGCAGAAUGAGCUGAGCAUGUGCUGCUGUGCACAACUGAUGCACAAUGUGCUCAAUUGGUAUAAAACUCGUUGUCAAAGUCCCAACUGUGUCAAUGCUAACGUUGUCUAUUGUGUUGAUAAAGCAACGUUGCCAUUUGGUCAGAUAAUAGGGGGACAGGAUGUCUGUGUCUUUCCCUUAAGAGCAGCACGAUAGUCAUCUCCUGUGGCAAGAAACCCGAUCUUCAACUUUUAAGAUAUCAGUAUUGUAGCUCAAGUGGAUAGAGUGCCCGCCCAGUGUUUGGGAGGUCAUAGGCUCGAAUCCUGUGGGGGACUCAGAUUUUUUCUUUGUCCGACGCUCAUGACAUGCUGAUUUCAUUUUCACAUUUGAUUCACCGAGCUUAAAAUUUACCAUCUUUCAUUCUUUCACCACACAGUACAACAUCAACGUAAUCCUUGCAGUAUGCAUGACGCAUGUCAAAUAUGAACCUAGUACAUGUAUAUGGCCUCGCUCUCCAUGAGUUCUCCAUAGCUCAAGUGGAUAGAGCGCCCGCCCAGUGUUUGGGAGGUCAUAGGUUCGAAUCUUGUCAGGGACUCGGAUCCUUUUUUUGUCCCACACUCGUGACAUGCUGAUUAAUUCAUUUUCACAUUUGUUUCACCGAGCUUAAAAUUUACCACCUUUCAUUCUGUCAUCAGUAUUGUAGUUGAAAACAUGCUGCUACCUUUUAAAAUGCAACACUGAGAGUACUCAGAUGUUAUUCAUGGUUCAUGAAAAAAGAAUUUGCCAAAAAACUCAAGUUUUUGGAGCCCUUUUUUGUGAUUCUUGGUUCUAAUCGUUGUUGCUAAUAUAAGUGAGAGACAUAUGACUUGACCUUUCUUCCCUUCUACUGACAUUUUUCCAUGUAGGAAAAGACUGCAGCUGAGUCCAACACAAGCAUUCUUCCUUCUUAUCAACGAAAAAAAUCUGGUCAGCAUAUCGAUCACUGUAGGAGAGGUUUACAAAGAUGAAAAAGAUGAGGAUGGAUUUAUCUACAUGGUGUAUGCAUCACAAGAAACAUUUGGCUCUUGAAUUAUUUAUGAGACAGUAUACUUUUAAUGCGUGGGUAAAAAUAGUUUUGAAAAUUGUACUAAGUGUAAUUAGCAUUGACCUGUAACAGUUAAGAGAGGGAGGCAAUAUGUAUAACCUAUUACUGUUUUUGCUGUAGAAAUGUAUCAUAUUAACCACUUUUACUGUUUGUACAUUGUAUGUAGUGCAUUUUUCAAAGAGAUUAACAAUAUACAAUAGUUAAUUACGUGCAUUAAUGUAAUUUUUGAAUUAUCUACCGCUUUAAUGCAAAAUAAAGUAACCUAAUU